Messenger RNA from Drosophila innubila, 2061 nucleotides. RefSeq names its product gamma-aminobutyric acid receptor subunit beta (gene Rdl). The record is from RefSeq and is a predicted model, not a curated record. Gene Ontology annotation, molecular function: GABA-A receptor activity; neurotransmitter receptor activity; extracellular ligand-gated monoatomic ion channel activity. NCBI's taxonomy places the organism in Eukaryota, Metazoa, Arthropoda, Insecta, Diptera, Drosophilidae. Gene Ontology annotation, cellular component: synapse; membrane; neuron projection. Gene Ontology annotation, biological process: regulation of membrane potential; nervous system process; chloride transmembrane transport. The transcript has 9 exons. Bases 64 to 1797 code for a protein of 577 amino acids.
ACCACAACAACAGCAACAACUACAACUACAACAACAACAACAACAACAGCAACUUGCACCACCAUGAGUGAUUCAGCAAUGGACAAAUUAAUCAAACUGACUCCCUGCACCCGCACACCCCUGCUGACAAUUUGGCUGGCCAUCAAUAUGGCGCUAAUCGUACAGGAGCAGGGUACCAAGAGGAGCAUCACAGUCCAAUCGGCAACUGGAGGAGGCAGCAUGUUGGGUGACGUUAACAUAUCCGCUAUUCUCGACUCCUUUAGUGUUAGUUACGACAAAAGAGUAAGACCCAAUUAUGGUGGACCUCCCGUUGAAGUCGGAGUCACCAUGUAUGUGCUAUCAAUCAGCUCGCUCUCAGAAGUGAAAAUGGACUUUACAUUGGAUUUUUACUUUCGUCAAUUUUGGACCGAUCCUCGUUUAGCGUAUAGAAAACGACCUGGUGUAGAAACACUAUCGGUUGGAUCAGAAUUCAUUAAGAAUAUUUGGGUACCUGACACCUUUUUUGUAAAUGAAAAACAAUCAUAUUUUCACAUUGCAACAACCAGUAAUGAAUUCAUUCGAGUGCAUCAUUCUGGAUCGAUAACAAGAAGUAUUAGAUUGACUAUCACAGCAUCGUGUCCAAUGAAUCUACAAUAUUUCCCCAUGGAUCGGCAAUUGUGUCACAUCGAAAUCGAAAGCUUCGGUUACACGAUGCGAGAUAUCCGAUAUUUCUGGAGAGAUGGACUGAGUAGUGUUGGCAUGAGCAGUGAGGUCGAACUACCGCAGUUCCGAGUUUUGGGACACAGGCAGAGGGCGACCGAAAUAAACCUAACCACAGGCAACUAUUCACGUUUAGCCUGCGAAAUUCAAUUCGUGCGUUCGAUGGGCUAUUAUCUUAUACAAAUCUACAUACCCUCUGGACUGAUCGUUAUUAUAUCAUGGGUAUCAUUUUGGCUCAAUCGCAAUGCAACGCCGGCGCGUGUGGCGCUCGGUGUGACAACCGUGUUGACAAUGACCACUUUGAUGUCGUCAACAAAUGCAGCGCUGCCAAAGAUUUCGUACGUCAAGUCGAUUGACGUCUAUCUGGGAACAUGCUUCGUUAUGGUCUUUGCCAGUCUACUGGAAUACGCCACCGUCGGCUAUAUGGCAAAACGAAUUCAAAUGCGAAAACAAAGAUUUAUGGCGAUCCAAAAGAUAGCUGAACAAAAAAAGCAACAGCUCGAUGGUGUGCAGCAGCAGGCCAAUCCGAAUCCGAAUGUCGGAGGCGGACCCGGUCCUGAGCAUGGACAUGGGCAUGGUCACCAUGCCCACAGCCAUGGUCAUCCGCAUGCGCCCAAACAAACAGUGAGUAACCGCCCAAUCGGCUUUUCAAAUAUCCAACAAAACGUUGGUACGCGCGGUUGCUCGAUAGUGGGACCCUUGUUCCAGGAGGUGAGAUUCAAGGUCCAUGACCCAAAGGCACACUCCAAGGGAGGCACGUUAGAGAACACUGUGAAUGGCGGUCGUGGCGGACCCCAAUCCCAUGGACCUGGGCCAACGCCUGGCGGCGCUGGACCUGGUGGUGGUGCUGGAGGCGGCGGUGGUCCACCCGAUGCCGGCGGUGAUCCGGAGGCAGCAGUGCCAGCACACUUACUCCAUCCGGGCAAAGUAAAAAAGGAUAUUAAUAAGCUUCUGGGCAUAACGCCCUCGGAUAUUGACAAAUACUCGCGCAUUGUGUUUCCCGUAUGCUUUGUAUGCUUCAAUCUGAUGUACUGGAUCAUUUAUCUGCACGUGAGUGACGUCGUUGCCGACGAUCUCGUCCUGCUUGGUGAGGAAUAAAUGCUCUGACGGAGGACAAGCACAGGGAAAACAUGGAGGAGUGAACAAGUGAACAGCGAACGUGAGAGUCAAACUAUACAGCGCGCUGAAAAACAACAGAAUAAAAAACACAAAAAAACAAAAAAAAACACACAAAAAAUUAAUAUCCAAAAUUAAUUUUAACUAGCGAUAUGAAAAUUGCAAAAGCAACAUAUUAUUGUUAAUUACGAAAAGGACACACAUAUUAUGGAUGAAGAGCAAAGGAUAUUGUUAAAUAGAAUUACG